This is a messenger RNA of Striga asiatica, 3624 nucleotides long. NCBI's taxonomy places the organism in Eukaryota, Viridiplantae, Streptophyta, Magnoliopsida, Lamiales, Orobanchaceae. The record is from the annotation of a GenBank genome assembly.
CUUUUAAAUAAAGGCCCCCUCAACUCCCAAUCUAUCCACAAACAUGUACUGAUGAUGUACAUGACACUGCAAAAGCAACUUCUUUUCAUUUUCGUUUAGCUUGUGUUUGUCCUUGCAAUGGAAGGAUAAGCAGAAAGAGCCUCUACCAAUGACAGUGACUGGGAAAUGAAUUCCACCCAGUUCACUAAUACCUCGACUCCCGCAAGUAUCACUUCUCUCACUAAAAUGGCUGUGCAGAAUUCCUCGCAUCGGGCUUUGACGUUGAAAAGUUGCUCGUCUCUGAGGAACACUACAGCCGUCAGCUUAUUACGAUUAAGAAAAAGCUCCUCAGCAAGAGUCUUGUCUCUAUUGCAAGCAACUUGCUAUUCCACUUGCUCCGGUAUAGAAUAUUGCUCCUCUUCAAAACGGAGAUCGCGUGGGCCCGUCAUGGCUGGAAAGGGAAAAUCUGAAGGGGAGAAACAAGAAGAUGGUAAGUAUAAGAACACAAUUGAUCUCCCAAAGACUGCCUUUGGCUUAAGAGCCAAUUCUGUUGUGAGGGAGCCUGAAAUACAACGACUAUGGGAUGAAAAUCAGGUGUUCAAGAGGGUUGCCAGAAAAAAUACAGGGGGCAGUUUUGUGAUUCAUGAUGGCCCUCCUUAUGCGAAUGGCGAUUUACAUAUGGGUCAUGCCAUGAAUAAGAUUUUGAAGGAUAUUAUCAAUCGAUAUAAGUCACUAGACCAGGAUGCUAGAAAGGAGCUAACACCCCUAAAAUUGAGAGCAAAAGCAGCCAAAUUUGCGAAAUCAACCGUCAAGAAUCAGAUGGCAGCAUUUAAGCGUUAUGGCAUAUGGGGAGACUGGGACCAUCCAUAUCUCACCCUGGAUCCAGAAUAUGAAGCUGCUCAGAUUGAAGUGUUUGGGAAAAUGGCCUUGCAAGGGUAUAUCUACAGAGGCAGGAAGCCGGUUCAUUGGAGCCCAUCAUCUCGAACUGCCCUUGCUGAGGCUGAAUUGGAGUAUCCUGAGGGUCAUGUUUCAAAGAGCAUGUAUGCCGUUUUUAAAUUAAUCAGUGCCCCUACUUCAUCUAAAAUGCUGGAUGAAUUCAUUCCCAAUUUGGGAUUGGCUGUUUGGACGACAACUCCAUGGACUAUUCCUGCUAAUGCUGCUGUUGCUGUCAAUGCAAAGCUCCAAUACGCUGUUGUUGAAAUUGAUGCUAGUGACGUGGGCACCACUUCAUCAUCAGCCAGUAAAGAGAAAAGAAUUGGGAAUAUCUUGAAGGAACACAAGAAAUUGUACUUAGUUGUUGCAUUGGACCUUGUGCCAACUGUAGAAGAAAAAUGGGGUGUUAAGCUUACUGUGAAGACAACACUUACAGGCGCACAACUCGAAAAUUGCAGGUAUGUUCAUCCCAUAGAAAGCCGAGAAUGCCCAGUCGUUAUCGGUGGGGAUUACAUCACGACAGAAUCAGGAACUGGACUAGUUCAUACUGCCCCUGGCCAUGGUCAUGAAGAUUACAUCACUGGCCUCAAAUAUGAUUUGCCUGUUUUAUCUCCUGUUGACGAUGAAGGUGUUUUCACUGAAGAGGCUGGUCAAUUCAGUGGUUUGAACGUGCUUGGCGAUGGCAAUAUUGCUGUUAUCGAGUGCCUGGACAAGAACUCAUCAAUGAUCAUGGUUGAGCCAUACAAACACAAGUAUCCGUAUGAUUGGCGAACAAAGAAGCCAACGAUUUUCAGGGCAACUGAACAAUGGUUUGCUUCAGUGGAAGGAUUUCGUAAUGCUGCUAUGGAUUCAAUUGAUCACGUAAACUGGAUUCCCCCACAGGCACGAAAUCGAAUUUCAUCCAUGACAUCAAGUCGUUCUGAUUGGUGUAUUUCCCGGCAAAGGACUUGGGGUGUGCCUAUCCCGGUGUUUUAUCAUGUGGAGACAAAGGAGCCAUUGAUGAACGAGGAAACUAUUGAUCAUAUUAAGUCAAUAAUUUCACAGAAAGGAAGUGACGCGUGGUGGUACAUGAAGGUAGAGGAUUUGCUUCCAGAAAGAUAUCGCAAAGAAGCAUCUAGCUAUGUAAAAGGAACCGAUACUAUGGAUGUUUGGUUUGACUCAGGUUCUUCGUGGGCUGCUGUGCUGGCAAAGAGAAAUGAUCUUAGUUACCCUGCAGAUCUCUACCUUGAGGGUACUGACCAGCAUCGUGGCUGGUUCCAAAGUUCAUUGUUGACAAGUAUUGCUACAAAUGGAAAGGCUCCAUAUUGUGGUGUCAUUACGCAUGGAUUUGUACUUGACGAGAAGGGCUUCAAAAUGAGCAAAUCUCUUGGAAAUGUUGUUGACCCAAGAACUGUGAUCGAGGGAGGGAAAGAUCAGAAGGACGGAUUUGGUGCAGAUGCUGAUUAUGCUGUUACUUACACUGACCUGCCAAAGAUAGAUCAAUAUGCUUUAUUUCAACUUGAAAGUGUGGUGAAAAACAUCAAAGAGAGCUAUGACGAUUAUCAAUUCUUCAGGAUUUUUCAGAUCAUUCAGCGAUUUGUCGUUGUUGAUCUCUCAAAUUUUUACUUGGACGUUGCUAAAGAUCGACUUUAUGUAGGAGGAACCACUAGUUCUACAAGGAGAAGUUGCCAAACAGUCCUUGCUGCACAUUUGAUCUCUAUUGCGAGGAUUAUUGCACCAAUUUUGCCACAUUUGGCUGAGGAUGUGUGGCAGAAUCUUCCUUUUACAUUCACUGCUGAAGAUGGAUGUUUGGCCAACUUUGUCUUCGAAUCAAGAUGGCCUUUGUUAAAUGAAAGACAUCUAGCAUUCCCAGAGGAAGAGGUUAAUUUUUGGGCUACAAUUCUCGAGGCAUCACAUUUGAGUUCUGAUUUAAACUACUUUGUUCAGCUGAGAACUGAGGUAAACAAAGUGCUUGAGAUUGCACGUACGAAGAAGUUGAUUGGUUCCAGUUUAGAAGCAAAGGUUUAUCUCCAUGCAUCAGAUGCUGGCCUGCUUUCGAGAUUAGUCAACAUGUGUGAAGCUGAAAAUGAUGCGGACACAUUGUAUAGAAUCUUUUUAACAUCUCAGGUGGAAAUUCUUGCUUCUUUGGAGAAUGUGAGCGGAGAUGAGAUAGCCUGCACGGGAGAAUAUGUUAUUGAAAAUCGGGACAAAGUGUGGAUUGGUGUUUCACGUGCAGAUGGGUCGAAAUGCGAAAGAUGCUGGAAUUUCUCACCUGAAGUCGGUAAUUACCAAAAACACCCUACACUUUGUGGCCGUUGUCAUGGUGUGGUUGUGAGCCAGCCAAUCCCGGCUCUUGCUGCCGCAAGCUAGCUGAGAUUCUUUUCAAAAGUUGUUUCAUGUGGAAGAAGGUUAUUAUUUUCUAAUCAGUCAGCAAAACUUCAAUUGCUAAGAAUAUGUGCAAAAAAUAGCUACCUAAUGUGCCUAUACUUGACAAAGCCAAUUGCGGUGUUACUGAGGCAGAAUGAACUUGUGCUGUUUGAGCAUUAGAAAUUUAGAGCAUGAUAGUUUUUCAGACCAUAUUUAAGGUCAAAAUAAUUUAAAUUAUUUUUCUUGAUUGACAUGUCACAUGUGAAUUAGUAUAUGAAUCUCACUUUACAGUGAUUUUGUGAAAUACAAUGAUAUUUGGAUGGUUCUUUUGGUGGAUUGCAUUUUAGACACUAAGCGGUAUAAUAG